Messenger RNA from Anguilla anguilla (European eel), 6175 nucleotides. RefSeq names its product SECIS binding protein 2-like (gene secisbp2l). The coding region runs from base 296 to 3571 and encodes 1091 amino acids. NCBI's taxonomy places the organism in Eukaryota, Metazoa, Chordata, Actinopteri, Anguilliformes, Anguillidae. Gene Ontology annotation, molecular function: mRNA 3'-UTR binding; selenocysteine insertion sequence binding; ribonucleoprotein complex binding. Gene Ontology annotation, biological process: selenocysteine incorporation. The transcript has 18 exons. The record is from RefSeq and is a predicted model, not a curated record. Gene Ontology annotation, cellular component: ribonucleoprotein complex.
UUGAGAGGGCUGCUUUACACGAAGUCCAUGAUUGGGAUUUGCACGUCACUUUUGGACCAAUAGGGCCACCGUUCCAGAUGACUCUCCCAUUUUUUUCCUCUAUUCUGACCGUAAAACGGCGAGCCAAGUACAGAAAUUGUAUAGCCAGAUCAAGAACCCAGCCAAGAUAUAGCCAGCAAGCAAUUGGGUGUGUUUCUGCACAGCAGGCUCAGCAUUCACAAUGAGGACAAUAACAACAUCCUCCUGACAUUUGCAGCAUACACGAAGUGGGUCUGUCGAGGCUCAAGUAAUAGCCAUGGAUACAAGCGACAGUAAGGAUGUGAAGCUCUCGGCUGAGGUUGAGCCCUUCAUCCCUCAGAAGAAAGGCCCGGAAGCUGCCCUGGUUGCCAUGAGCCUGUCUGGCGAGGGUGGUGGGGGCAGCAGUAGCGGUGGGGUGGAGCCCACGGCCAUCCCCAGCUAUCUCAUCACCUGCUACCCCUUCGUCCAGGAGAACCAGCCCAACCGGCAACUCCCCCUGUAUAAUGGAGAUAUGAGAUGGCAACAGCCCAACCCCAGCCCUGGAGGCCCCUACCUGGCCUAUCCAAUCCUGUCGUCCCCCCAGCCUCCCGUGUCCAGCGACUACGCCUACUACCAGAUCAUGCCAGCCCCCUGUGCCCCCAUGAUGGGCUUCUACCAGCCCUUCCCCUCUCCUUACGGCGCACCUGUGCCGGCGGGUGUGGUCAACGCCGUAUCGGCUGACUGCAGCGAUCGGGCGCUGGCUCCGGGCCAGGCCUUUGGCGUGUCUAACCAGAGGGGAAGGGGUAUUGUCCGCACCGCCGUGCUACCAAAACAACUCUCGCAACCAAUGAGAAGCAAGAGACCCCCAAUGAGGAGUGUGGCUGUGCAGAAGGAGGUCAGCGCCUCCGGGCCUGACGGCAGGGCAAAGACGGUCCUUCUGGUUGACGCAGCCCAGCAGACCGAUUUCCCGGGGGAGAUCUCGGGCAGGUCCCUGUCGGAGAGGGCCAGCCCGCUGCUGUGGAAGAACAAGGCGCGGAGGAGGCGGGCGUCGCAGCCCGCGGGCGAGUCGUCCAGCGAGCACGGCGCCAGCGAGGCGGACAUCGACAGCGACAGCGGCUACUGCAGCCCCAAGCACAACCAGGCGGCCGGAGCGGCCCCGCGGACCAAUGAGCACGCGGCCCCCGCGGGAGUUGAAGCUGGAGUGAUGACGGCUGUGAGCUGGGUAAACGUGGCGUCCCAGGCCACUCAGAAGCCCUGGGUGGACAGAACCUCAGUGUACUACAGAGGAGGGAAAGCACCCGACCAAAGAAAUGGCCCUCAGAUGGACUUCCAGGCGGGGUACCAUGGGCGUGGCUGCGGCAGCUCGUCGGAAAGAGGGUGCGGCCUCCCGAAGAGGCUGCAGGAGGGAACUGUGCAGGCGGCCCCCCCGCUGCCGGGGGCCGAGCUCAACACGGAGCCUCUCUAUUUUGAGGAUGAAGAUGAGUUUCCUGAGCUGGUUUCUGGGGGAGCCGCUCCCCGGAGUAAGCCGGAACAGGCGCAGCCCAAGAUCCCUAAAAACCUGCUGGAGAACCUGCCGGAAAACUCCCCCAUCAGCAUCGUGCAGACGCCCAUCCCCAUCACCACGUCCGUCCCCAAGAGGGCCAAGAGCCAGAGGAAGAAGGCGCUGGCAGCCGCCCUGGCCACGGCACAGGAGUACUCCGAGAUCAGCAUGGAGCAGAAGAAACUUCAGGAGGCGCUGACUAAAGCAGCAGGGAAGAAGAGUAAGACCCCGGUGCAGCUGGACCUGGGGGACAUGCUGGCGGCCCUGGAGAAGCAACAGCAGGCCAUGAAGGCUCGACAGCUCACCAACACCAAGCCCCUCUCCUACACAGUCGGCACGACCACCCCGUUCCACAGCAAGGACUCGAGCAGCAAGGCGCCCGGGCUGAAGGGCCAGCCCUACGCUGGGCCCCACAACAUCCUGGACUCCAGCGCUCCCCGCAUGAAGAGGGGCAAGGAGAGGGAGGUCCCCAAAGUGAAGAGGCCCACUGCGCUGAAAAAGAUCAUUCUGAAAGAGAGAGAGGUGAAGAAGGGAAAGUUCUCUCUGGACCAGGGCGUGGCUGGACCGGAGGACCAGGCCGGCGAGGAGCUCCACUUCACGGAUGAGCUGCCCCGAGAGGGCGUGUCCCAAGAGGACAACAGUCUGAGCAUGCCCAGUGACGCCUCGCUGUCGCCGGCCAGUCAGAACUCCCCGUACAGCAUCACGCCCGUGUCCCAGGGCUCGCCCGCCAGCUCGGGCAUCGGGAGCCCCAUGGCCACCUCCGCCAUCACCAAGAUCCACAGCCGGAGGUUCCGAGAGUACUGUAACCAGGUGCUGAAUAAGGAGAUUGACGAGAGCGUGACGCUGCUGCUGCAGGAGCUGGUGCGCUUUCAGGAGCGCAUUUACCAGAAGGACCCCUCCAAGGCCAAGUCCAAGCGCAGGCUGGUCAUGGGCCUGCGUGAGGUCACCAAGCACAUGAAGCUCCUCAAGAUCAAGUGUGUCAUCAUAUCUCCCAACUGUGAGAAGAUCCAGUCCAAAGGUGGUCUGGACGAAGCCCUGUACAACGUUAUCGCUAUGGCCCGAGAGCAGGAGAUCCCCUUUGUUUUUGCGCUAGGCCGGAAAGCUUUGGGCCGCUGUGUCAACAAACUGGUCCCCGUCAGCGUCGUGGGCAUCUUCAACUUCUCUGGAGCUGAGGGGCUGUUCAAUAGGCUUGUGUCUCUGACUGAGGAGGCCAGGAAGGCCUACAAGGACAUGGUGUCUGCCCUGGAGCACGAGCAGGCCGAGGAGGCCCUGAAGAACGUGAAGAAGGUCACGCACCACAUGGGCCACUCGCGGAACCCCUCGGCCGCCAGCGCCAUCUCCUUCUGCAGCGUCAUCUCCGAGCCCAUCUCCGAGGUCAACGAGAAGGAGUACGAAACCAACUGGAGGAACAUGGUGGAGAUGCCAGAUGGCCUGGAGGCAGCGGAGAGUGACGGGGGGCCGUGCAGCAGGGCAGCGGCCAAAGAGAGCAUGGCGGGGCCCCAAAAGGAAGACGAUGGUCCGCCUGGCCCUGUGCAGACGGCCCCCAUUCUGACCCUGACCCCCGCCCCGACCUCCACGGCCCUCCAGCACGGGAAAGCCGGGGCCCCGCCCGAGAAGGAGGAGGGCAAGACAGACGACCGGCUGGAGUGGGCGUCCCAGCAGAGCACGGAGACGGGCUCCCUGGACGGGAGCUGCCGAGACCUCCUCAACUCCUCCAUCACCAGCACCACCAGCACGCUGGUGCCAGGCAUGCUGGAGGAGGGCGAGGAGGAUGAGGAAGACGAAGACGAGGAGGAGGACUACACCCCGGGGCCCAUCUCGGUGGACGUGCCCCUCAGCAGCCGGAUCGACUCCUGGGUCUCGGAGACGCUGGAGAACCUCCAGCUGGGCAAGAGUCAGGACAGCACGGAGGAAGAGGAGGAGGAAGAGGCUGGCGGACACAGCGACGAGGAAGGGUUGGAAUCUGCCGAGCUGGCUGAUCCCGGGCUGGAACGCAGCGACCAACCAUUGGAGCCCAAGAGCAUCCCUUGUUGACGGGCGAACCCUCCCAGCCCCUACCGACCAACCAGCGGCUCACCCUCCUGAGGAGGUGUCUAACUCUGCUGUGACAGGAGCUGUGUUAUCUCAGGAAUCCUGCAGACACCAACCAACAGACUAACCAACCAACCUACCAACCAACCAGCUCACCAACCAACCCACCAAUUCUCUUCAUUCUUUUGUUUGUAAAAGUCAUUUUUAUAACGCCAUUGUCACGGGAAAACUGUUCUGUUCGACCCCUUUUGCACCCCCACAGAAACCUUUCCUAAAUGCUUUUGAAUGACAGCUGUGGGAAUGAGUAAUUUUUCAAAGUUCUAAAUUGCUCAAAUGAGUGAGAGGUCGUGCCCACUUAAUUCGCCGAGUGUCUCAAUACGCCACUCUCAUCCCAACAUUCCAUUCUGUCAACCCUCUGGCUGCACAAUUCUGCCCACCGCUUCGCAUAUCUGCCAGGAACAAUGGGGUUUGGCAGGAGGGAAACUUUCAAAAGGAGAUUCCCCCCCCUUUCAUUGGUUUAGAAAUGAGCUCCGCCCUCCCCCCUUACCUCCAGUCUGUAGCUGAUAAAAGCUGUGCCCUUUAAUCACGAUACUGUUGAGCGAUCAUAACUCUACUUACAAAGUAAUUUAUUUAUAUGGGUCUUCCAGGAGGUAACACCCUACUUUUUCCCUUGGAGGAAAAUGUAUUGAUGAAAUGAAAAUUAAUCUAGGAAUUUGGAAACUUGGCAACCAGAAGUGAGAAAGAUAAUAAUUCUUAAAACGCCAAAAUUGAUUGUUCCCUAUAGAUUUUAAAAAAAAAACGUAGGUCUUAACUUUCUGGGUGACCCUAAUUCAUUAAGUACUGUUUUUUUUUUUUUUUCUUUCUUUCGGAUAUUGAUUCAAAUUCAGGGCAUAGACUAAAUCAGUGUUUGAGCUGUAUAUUUCAUUGAUCUCUGGAAAUAUAUAGUAAACCUAAGUUGUAAGUAAUUAGAAGCCAGCCACAUCUUAAGAAAAAUAUUCUCUUUUUGGUGUUUCUCAAAUCUGUUUUUCUUUUGUUUCAGAGCAGCAUUUUAUUUUAUUCAACUGAAAAUAAAUUUAAAAUGAUAUUGCAGGACUCGAGCAAGCAGGGCCUGUAGAACAAAUCUGGAUGUACAUACUAUGUGUAGGUUACUCUGAUAACCUGUACUCUGUAAUAUUUGCCCUGCUAUUCUUAAACAGAUUAGGUUGUCUGUUUUUAAGUUGUUGCUACUUGCUUCUUUUUACAAUUUUGAGUUUUGUUUUGUUUAUUAAUAUUUUUUUUAUCUGGUGCGCAUACUUGACUUUGUGCCAGGAAUAGACUAUUUAAACUUUAAGUUGUGUAGCUUCUCUUCAGUUCACGUUUACUGCUCCUGUAAUUCCUGUAAUGAGAAAUCGUUUGUCCCUGCUUUCGGGGGAUAUUGUCAGAAAGACAAUGAAGCAUCUCGGCUUUCAGCUUGUGCUUUUCAGGUUGCAGUCAUUUCAUUUCAGGUUGUCUGGAGACGAGAGUGCCAGAGCGCGCUGAGGGCUUGCGUUAGCGUACGGUAACGGGAGCGUUGUCUGGAAAGGUCUAUAGAACGGACCAGAUGGAACGGCAUACAAGUCAUCAGGCACUUUGACUCUGCUGCAGCUCUGUAAACACCCUGCUUACCAGGAACUGACACACCAUCUGUACUGGGACCUACUUCCUAUUUCAAUACUUAUUUUGGUUCCGUAAAAAAAAAUGCUUUAAUUAAUUUAAUUUAUUGUAUCCUUUUUUUUUCUUCUUAUGAUGUUGUAACUGUUUGUAUUCUAGCAAGUUUGAUUGAUAACCUUUAACAGGUGGUGACAAAUGAAGCUGGGGCCUCAUAGGGUCUCCAACCAGGCUCUUAUUGGCUGAGAGCUGUGAGCAUGAAGACAUGGCCCUGCCUCCCAGCCAGGGGGAAGUCUGCGUGCAACCAAUAUCAUUAAAAGCGAAGAAAAUGUAAACGACAAAAAAAAAAAAAAAUUAAGAAUUUGUAUGUUUUAUUAACUUGUCUUACAUGUUGAAGUGUAUUAUGAAACUAAUCACAAUGUGUUUUCACCCCUGAUGCUUUAAUAUACAAGUUUUACAAAUGAAACGAACAUGCGUGUUGAGCUGUGUAACGCGAAUCACAAUUUACAUGCGCUUCGGAAGAAAAAAUAACAGGAUUGUGUGCAGACAUUUUCCUGAGCUUAACACGCAUGGGAAUGUGUGUGGUUGCCACGGGAGCAGUUGAAUGUUAAGACGUAAACGUGUUGGUGCUAAAUGAAGGUCUCCUUUGUUGGAUCAAUGGUACUGUGUCUUUUCAGGAUUUAUGUCAUCUAUUACUCCAUUUUGUUUAUACCAUGUGUAUCGAGUAAUAACAGCAAAUGCGUCCUUUGCACUAUGUAAAUACUAGUGAACUUCCUAUUGUAACUAAUGUGAAAGAAAUGGUUGUAUGCGAUACCCUUUUCAACGUAUUGCUUGUGUUUAUAUUACUAUUUAUGGCUGGUUCUUUAAAACUGUACAGCACUGGCAACUUGUAGAUGCUUCCCGUAAAAUAACUGUUAUCCAAUUUGGCUAUCUCGAUUGAUUAUUAAUAUUAAUAUUAUUAAAAUAUGUUGUUUAAGUUAA